ACCAAACACACAUCGCACACUGUUCGGCGGCGGUGUUGUCGGUGUAUUCCUCCGAAAUUCCAACAUACGAUCGUCACUCGCUCGGGCGGACCGCGUUUUUUAUUAGUCGCCGCGGUAAAAAACGCGUCCCAAACGGACCGUUGCGCCGAAAUUUUUCUAAUAUCGCGCGCGCGUAACGCAAUAACGCUCUCGUCCCCACCAACUCUGCCGCCGUCACGUCUCUAUACGUGGCACGGUCCCGAACUUCGGUCGCCUCUGCCCGCGGAACGACUGAGCUCCGCGAAGCCCCGAGGGCGGUCGUCCGACGAGUUAUAAGUUCGCGUUUCGAUUCCGAGUCCUAUCGCUGGACAAAAAAACACGAUAUUAUUGUAAAUUUUUUUAUAUUCACUACUCGUUAGAUUUCUACCGGUAAAUAACACUAUAAUUAUAGGUAUAUUAUCGUAAUUUUCAAUUAUACUUCAACGACAAAAAUAAUAAUAUAAUCAUAGGUAUAUUGCAGACGAGCUGCUGCACAUUGUCAUUGUUGUCGUCGUCGUUGUUGUUGUUGUGCGCGCGCGAGCGACUGUGCCGGUUGUGCGUGUGUGUGUGUGCGCGCGCGCGCUUUUCUGUGGGUGUGUGCGAGCGUGUAACAGUGUCGACGCACCGCCAUGGUCAAUAACUAAUAAGUGCUUAAAACUGUGCUAAACGAUAUCAUGCUGCAGUUCGACGCGAAGAUCGCUAUAUGUAUAUAGUCGGCCGCCGCCGCCGCCGCGUAGGUACCUCCGAGACUGUUGCACCGUAGUUGUCAUAUAUUUACGAAAUCGCAGUGCCGUUUUAAUAAUAAUAUAUUGUUUUUCGUCGUCAGUCACUGUUCUAGGUAUCGCUAUAAAAAAAAAAAAAAAAAAAAAACAUAAUAUAAUACGAUAGUUUUUCCGGUUUUUUUUUUUAUAUUUUUUUUUACGAUAUAAUUCUAAGACCCGGUCUCCUCGUGUACGUGGCGUCAGAGCGUUUUCCGGCCGUACGAUAACCGCGCGGAAGUUCGCGCGCGAUGUGCUAAAAAAAAAAACGAAAACCGAGUUUCGUCGCCGCGAUACCGUGAAUCGGCGUAUCGCAAGCGCACACAUAUCGGUACUGUAUAUUUAAUGUCGAACGGUGCUCUGGAACUCAAAUAUUUCAGUUUCGGCACGGCUGGUAAAAAAGUGUUGAGCAAGUCUCUUGCUGUUGGUACAAAGACUGGGUAUCGUUUGUAUUCUUUGUCUUCCGUUGAUAAUUUAGACCAAAUAUAUGAAAAUGAAUCUGAAGACAUCUGUAUUGUGGAGAGGCUAUUCAGCAGUAGCUUGGUUGCAGUGGUCAGCUUGUCGUCGCCACGUAAGUUAAGAGUGUGCCAUUUUAAAAAAGGAAAUGAAAUAUGUAACUACAGCUACUCAAACACUAUUCUAGGCGUGAAACUAAAUAGGGCCAGGUUAGUUGUAUGUUUAGAAGAAUCUUUGUAUAUACACAAUAUACAUGACAUGAAGGUCUUGCACACAAUCAGAGACACUCCACCAAACCCAGCAGGACUUUGCUGCCUAUCCACAAACAGUGAUUUGUGCUAUUUGGCAUAUCCUGGUUCAAGUACAACUGGUGAAGUGCAAAUUUUUGAUGCCAUCAAUUUGCAAUCCGUGUCCAUGAUCUCAGCUCAUGAAAGUCCUUUGGCGGCAAUGGCCAUUAGUCAUCAAGGCAAUAGAAUAGCGACGGCCAGUGAACGAGGCACAGUUAUUAGAGUGUUCAACAUUUCUGAUGGUGGCAAACUGUACGAGUUCCGUCGUGGUGUUAAACGCUGUGUCAGUAUUUGUAGCUUGGCGUUUAGUAUUGAUGGCUUAUACUUGUGCUCAUCAAGUAAUACUGAAACAGUGCAUGUGUUCAAAUUGGAUGACACUAAAGAAAUUCCACAAAUGCCUGACGAACAACAAAGCUGGAUGUCAUAUUUGUCAAAAGCAGUAACUGCAUCAGCUAAUUAUUUACCAACUCAAGUAACAGAUGUGUUCAACCAGGGAAGAGCAGUUGCUUCAAUACAUCUACCAUUUCAAGGAUUAAAAAACAUUUGUACUAUAGUGAUGGUUGAUAAAGUUUUAAGGUUACUGGUUGCUUCAUCCCAUGGAUAUUUAUAUGUUUAUAACUUAGAUAUGGAAGAGGGUGGUGAAUGUACUCUCUGGCGUACUCAUAGACUGGAUGGCCAAUUAGAUGUAGUGGACAGCCCUAAACCAAUCAAAUUGAAGGAGGCUAAUACAACCAAGUUAGACAAAAAUGUGAAAACAGAAUCUUCAAUUAAUAAAAAUUUAGAUACUGGGCCUGCAGUAGUGUUAGACACUAAUCAUAUGACUGAGGACUGCUUGGAUUGCACACUAUCGGUAGCGAAUCCAGUUGGAAGUUACGCUGGUGCCCUCAGGGGACAUCCUUCAUCCAGUCUGUCAGAUGCAGAGAAUCAUGUUGACAGCUUGACUGACGUAUCCGAAGAUCGAUUCAACUUGAACGACGAUUCAGAGUUUCCUCCAGUCAUGUGAAACUGCAUGCUUAUCAUUUGUAUUGUUAAAUUUUUGUUAAAUUGUUUGUCUUCAUAUUAUAUAUAUUUUUUCCGAUCUGCCUUUUCUUCAACAAUUGUGACAUAUUUUAUAAAUACAUUUAAAUAAUAUAUUUUUAAAUGUUAAGUAUUAAGACUCAAUAUAUUAUAAUAUGCUUAAAAUGUUAACAAAUUGUACAAUAUUAUUUUCAAUAAUUAUACAUUAAUGCAGUAUGCAACUGUA
Messenger RNA from Aphis gossypii (cotton aphid), 2762 nucleotides. RefSeq names its product WD repeat domain phosphoinositide-interacting protein 2 (gene Atg18a). The record is from RefSeq and is a predicted model, not a curated record. Gene Ontology annotation, cellular component: cytosol; extrinsic component of membrane; phagophore assembly site membrane. The transcript has 11 exons. Gene Ontology annotation, molecular function: protein binding; phosphatidylinositol-3-phosphate binding; phosphatidylinositol-3,5-bisphosphate binding. The coding region runs from base 1122 to 2522 and encodes 466 amino acids. NCBI's taxonomy places the organism in Eukaryota, Metazoa, Arthropoda, Insecta, Hemiptera, Aphididae. Gene Ontology annotation, biological process: nucleophagy; autophagy of mitochondrion; protein lipidation.